Molecule: messenger RNA, 1422 nt
Organism: Trichoplax adhaerens
Lineage: Eukaryota; Metazoa; Placozoa; Uniplacotomia; Trichoplacea; Trichoplacidae
Exons: 3
Coding region: 1-1422 (473 amino acids)
Source: RefSeq, a predicted model, not a curated record
AUGUCUGCGCGAACCAAUGGAUAUUUCACCAUGGUGAUCAAUUCUAUCCAAUCGGAUAUUGACUCUAGUGGUAAAGCGAGCAUCGCUCAUUCUAUGCCGGUAGUUCAACCAACAGAAGGAAAGUUUGUAAUCUUAUGCUCUAAUCGGAAUAUUCCACCGCCUCAGGACUCUCAUAAUCAUUAUCAGUUGUUAUUAUGGUCUGGAUUGAAACCAUUCAAGAUAUAUCAAACGCUAUACGAAGCUGGAGAUAACUUCUCCGUAGCUUUCAUAUCAGAAAAUUCCAUUGCGAGAUUACGACUUUAUCCCUUGACAUGGGCUGGAAUUAAAGCAGCGAUUAAGAGCUGUUUGCCACUGGCCGAAAAGCGCUUGCAACCAUGGCUUGACACUAUUGAAAGAGAAUUGAGCAAUGAUCCAGGUCGAUACCUUUAUAAUAGUGACGAUUCUGAGAUGCACUAUGAUACAUUCAUGAACUUAAGGGAGCCAGUUACUAAAAAUCAAGCCUUGUAUUUCCUAACUAGCGAAAUGCAUGUUCACCAGUUGUAUUAUGAUACUUUACGAAAUCUACAUCCAGAUAAUUUACCAGAAAGAUAUUUAUGCUCAGCUAAAGAUUUUACAAUGGCUGAUUGUGUUGAAUUACUACCGUCGCAAAUAAGCAUACCUGAAGAGACUAUCAAGACUUAUAGUAAUCUUCCUGGUAUAGUCAAUGGUUUCCUAAGUAAAGCAAAUGGUCGAGUCUUUGGAAGAAUCUGCUCGACACCAACUAGGCAAGAAAGACCCAAGAAUCUAUCCUAUGUGCCUAGAAGAAAGACGGCUUUUGUUUUUGGACCUGAAACUGUGCAAACCCUUUUAUUGCAAAAGAAACCGUAUGAAAUCUUACUCGAGCUUGGGAUGUUACCUGAAGGAAUUCACGAAAAGUGCUGCAUUCGCAAACAUGUUUAUUGGUUGAUAUUAUUAUGUCCAGGCCAAUGUGGGUCUAAAUUAGAUUUUUACGAAGCAACCUGGCAAGGUGUUGUUGAAGCCAUGAAGGUCAUUUAUCCGCAAGCUUAUGAUGAUCUUUUAAUCCAUUUGGAUGAGAUAAAAGCAACAAAUAUCGAGACUUUCGAAAAGCAAGCACAAUUCAGAUUUAUUGAAGUGCUGCCUUUCAGAGAUAGCUUAAACUACAUGUCUUAUCAACGAUUUUGUAAUCUCCCUCAUCCGCGUAAAGCAUGGCAAGUCAGACUAUUUUUAUAUUGUGAACUUCGAUUACUGGAACUCUUUGCAGGUGAUGGCCAUACAAAGCUUGAAGAUGGUCGAAUUGGUGAAAAGGAGUAUCUAUGUCGAAAUUAUAACCUUUUCGAUUUAAGUAGGAAUCAGUAUGUUAUACUGCCACUUUCUAUUGACAUUCCUGACGCAGUUAUAAAACAAUUUGGUCAAUCUGAAUGA